AUGUCUCGCCCACAGAAAAGCCCAAUGCACUGGCCGGCAUUUCCGGACAUACCGAUCUACCUCGAUACUGGCGAUGAGCGUGCAACAGCAAAAACAUACGGUACUACACCUACCACGCCAACAACACCAGAUAUUGUGCCUCCACACCGCCCGACACACUUGAGUCCGGCACACAUCAAUGCGCCUCCGAUCAGCCCGGUUGAGCCAAGUCCUACAACAACUAUCGAGACUUCCAGUCAACGUUCCAUCAUCUGGCCAAUUCCAGAGCCCCCACCAGAGAUCCAGCACCAGUCUGAAUCUCGGCGACCAACUCUUCGUUUCUUCCCAACCCAACGCCCACGAGUCCGUCUUGAUACCAUACCUUCUCUGCAAUGUCCCAGUAUCAACGAGAAGACACCAAUUAGCAACAUCCAUCCAGGUCUUGGUAUUAUCAACGGACCUUCCAAGCCACCUUCCAUUCAGAUCUCGCCGCCAUUCAACGAGAAGUCCGAUCCAGAGGCCAACAUCGCCCAACGUAUCGAAGAAACGUUAUGGAGAUACAGUGCAUCUGGUAACAUCCUAAAACGAUGGCUACUGGAGGUACUUAGCUGGCUGUUCAGUGCGAUCUGUAUGGCUGCAGUGAUCGGGGUACUCAUUAGGCUCAAGGAUGAACCACUCACCAAAUGGGCCUUGGCUGAAAAGACAGGCUUGACAUUGAAUGCCUACAUCUCUAUACUAUCUAAGAUGGCUGGUGCUGCUCUUAUACUACCAGUGUCUGAGGCUCUGGGUCAACUCAAGUGGAGUUGGUUCCUGGAGCACUCGAAGCAGAUGUGGGAUUUUGAGAUCUUCGACAACGCAUCUAGGGGGCCUUGGGGAUCCUUUCUACUGUUAAUUCGAACAAAGGGACGGGCUCUAGCCGCUUUAGGAGCCAUGAUUAUGCUAUGCUCCCUGGCUUUGGACCCAUUCUUUCAACAGGUAGUCGACUUCCCUUCCCGAUGGGCUCUCCAAAACACUGUGAGCUUCAUCCCGAGGGUAGCAUCGUACACGCCUUUCUACACCCCAGAAUUCUUCCAAGGCUUCGAGACGAACUUCCGAGAUCCUGCUCUAAGGCCCGUCGUAAGUCAAUUCCUGAUCGACAACGGCACACAACCCGUACCUUUUGGCAAUGGCUCAAGGCCUGAUAUACCGCUCUCAUGCCCCACAAGCAACUGUACAUGGCCUCCGUAUGAGACUCUAGGCGUCUGCAGCGAGUGCGUUGAUGUGUCUUCGCUCCUUGAAUGGGAUUGCCUCUACACGAGCAUUGACUGGAGCGCGAAUCAGACAGGCCCGAUAGAGGCUGAUAAGUACCCGAAUGGAACGGUUUGUGGCUACUUUCUCAACCGUACCAGCGAUGCGCCCGUUCUGAUGUCGGGUUAUAUCCUCGAAGACAUCGACGAUGAACCAACAAAAGGCGAGGCGUUGAUCAUGCGCGCACUUCCGCUCACCGAUAUGGUUGAUAGAUUUCCAUUGUAUCAAGGCUCUGUCAACUUUCGGCAUGUGCGUAACCCCAUUCUGGACGCCUUGAUUGCUUCAGUUGAGGGCGGAGCAUCCGGCGUAUACCGCAACGAAACUCCGGUCAUACAUGAAUGCGUUCUGGCUUGGUGUGCCAAGACCAUCGAGUCGUCUUACGCUUUCGGAACCUACAACGAGACUGUCACGUCAACCUAUGUCAACACAACAUCCGGGCCAUUUCCAUGGACUAGCGUGCCGGUGGAACUAGAGGGAAGUUCGGCGGGCACUAUGACGAUAUACGCAGAAGACAUCAAUAUAACACCGCCUUCAUCAACUCGCAACUUGACAUCUGGUGUUGUCUACAACGAGACUUACCAUCUGUCAAACACGACCGCUUCAAACGUCAUUAUCAUUUUCGACGAUUUCUUCCCGUCUUACUACUCUGCUGCAACCUCAACUGAGAAGCCAAUGCUGAGAUAUAAGAAUUUUCCCGAUGGCCCCUCUUUCCGUGAGCUCGCAUUCAAUCCAUUGUCAGCGCCCAACAACAUAACCCGCCAUAUGGAAAGACUCGCUACUGCUAUGACGAAUGUUGUACGAUCUUCUGAUGAGAGUAACGACAUGCUUGGAGGUAAGGCCUACAAUGAAGAGAACUAUGUGUCGGUCCGAUGGGAGUGGCUCACUCUUCCGAUCGGUCUUCUCCUCAUUUCUCUCGUAUUCUUGUCGGCAACUGUGGUCAAAUCAGCGAUGGAACGCGAUCGUGUAGGAGUAUGGAAGACUUCGGCAUAUGCAACCCUUUUGUACGGUUUGCCAGAUGAGAUGCAGCAGAAAAUUACAAGGUCUUCGAGCACAGGAACGCCACGGGCCAAAGCGAAAGAGCUGAAAGUUAAAUUGCAGCCUAAUCAAGGCUGGAGAGUUUCUGGAAACCUUUUCUCCCCUUUCGUGGCUAAGCCGAAAGUCAAUCAGCCUCCGCCGGGUUGGAUCUAA
This is a messenger RNA of Alternaria alternata, 2454 nucleotides long. RefSeq lists its product as hypothetical. NCBI's taxonomy places the organism in Eukaryota, Fungi, Ascomycota, Dothideomycetes, Pleosporales, Pleosporaceae. The transcript has a single exon. The coding region runs from base 1 to 2454 and encodes 817 amino acids. The record is from RefSeq and is a predicted model, not a curated record.